CGCGGCGGUUCGGAGCUCUCCUUCUCUAUAUCUCAGUUGCUUGCCCUGAUCUUAGUGGGUCUUCGUGGCUACGCGUAGCUUGCGGGGCGGGGGAUGGCACGCAUGGGUCUGGGGCGAGGAGCCUGGGGCCGCGUGUUCCAGCCGGGGUUUGGAUCCCUGAGACACGCGGGCUUGGGCGUUCGGCCCCGUCGGGUAACUUCAACUUUGCUGAGUGCUCCAGAAGCCAUCCAGACUGAGGAAGACCCGGAAACUCCGGGGCCACGUGAGCCACGGCCAUGGCCGCAUCGCUUUGCAUGUUUGCAGGUAAACACCGCAAGCAUCCAGGAGGACGCGGGAACGCUGGAGGCAUGCAUCAUCACAGGAUAAACUUCGAUAAAUAUCAUCCAGGUUACUUCGGGAAAGUUGGGAUGAGGCAUUACCACUUAAAGAGGAACCAGAGCUUCUGCCCGACUGUCAACCUGGAUAAACUGUGGACGCUGGUCAGUGAGCAGACCCGAGUCAACGCUGCCAAGAACAAGACCGGAGUUGCUCCCAUCAUUGAUGUCGUGCGAUCGGGCUACUACAAAGUUCUGGGGAAGGGAAAGCUCCCUAAGCAGCCUGUCAUCGUGAAAGCCAAAUUUUUCAGCAGAAGAGCUGAAGAGAAGAUAAAGGGUGUUGGAGGUGCCUGUGUUCUGGUGGCUUGAAGCCACUCAGGGAGGCCAAUUAAAUGCUAACACUUUCCAAGUGGUCUGAGUGUAGGUUCUUUGGUUACAUUUUUAGGCAUCCUUGUCAGUAUGCUGGGACCUGUCCAAUAGGUCCUAGAAAAAACGUGAGGUAUGGAUUUCAGUCACAGUGUGGUUUGGUCAUCUCAAAGCGUGCACCUGUGUGUACAUGUCCGUGUGUACUCAAGUGUGGCUUAGAUUGCAGCAGUCAUAAAUUCAUUAUGUCCCUAUGUAUAUAUAGUACAUGGGUCUUGCUAUUCAAGAAACUGAUAAACACCGUUACUUUUAGCUGAAAAUGUAUUGUAAGAAAAAUUGUAACAACCUGGCAACACAUGCCUUAAUCCUAGCACUCUGGAAGCAAGGGUAGGUGGGUCUUGGAUUUGAGGCCAGCCUGCUUUGUGCAGUAUUAUGGUCACAUAAUGAGAUGGUUUGAUUCAAAAACAAAGGUAUUUUGGACCAGAAAUCCGGUUGGGUUAAUUUUCAGAAAAUGUGAAAUUCUGCUGUCUAUAUUCCUACCAAAAAGUUUCCUAUAAUGGCUCAUUACUGGGCUACUAGGCUUGGAGCAGGGCCAGGAAAAGAGGGUGGGCAGGAAAAGUGAAUUCAGGUCUCAGAUGAAAUGGUAUGGAAUUAAUUACUGAUUUGGGAGUGGUGCUGACAGUGAAGUGGAGACUGAUCACUGGGGCUCCAUUACCGACUGAUGGUAUCUUAACUACCUGCAAGAAUGAAGUGUUUUUUAGUA
This is a messenger RNA of Alexandromys fortis (reed vole), 1440 nucleotides long. RefSeq names its product ribosomal protein L27a (gene Rpl27a). The coding region runs from base 276 to 683 and encodes 135 amino acids. Gene Ontology annotation, cellular component: ribosome; cytosolic large ribosomal subunit. The transcript is spliced from 5 exons. Gene Ontology annotation, molecular function: structural constituent of ribosome. Lineage: Eukaryota; Metazoa; Chordata; Mammalia; Rodentia; Cricetidae. The record is from RefSeq and is a predicted model, not a curated record. Gene Ontology annotation, biological process: translation.